CCACGCCGUGGCCGGCACCCCCUGCGGGCACGCACAUGGGGACGGGGGCGCCACUCCCACUCGCGCACACUUCCUCCCCCGCUCCCUUUCCCUUGACGCCUUGCCGAUGUGAUCCCCCGCCGCCUCCGCCCGCACUCCGUCCCCGCGCCGAUCCCAUCGCCCCUCGCCCCCAGGAAAUGUCUCGCCACCACCACCACGACCCGGCCCCGCCGCCCUGCUGCUCCUGCUGCGCCUGCGCCUGCGGCUGCUCCCCGCCGGCCCCCGCCCCGGCGCCGUGCGGCUACUACCCCGCGCCGCCUCCCCAGCCGGCGCCCGCGUCGGACCAGCUCCUCCACGCCAUCGCCGCGCAUCUCCUGCUAAGCUCCGCUCCCCCGCCUCCCACGCCGCCCCAGGCCCAACCGCCGCCCCAGCCCCACCCGCAGCACCAGCCCCACCCUCAGCCGCCGCCGAAUCCCGCCGCGCACCACGCGAAUCUCUACGCCUCCUACGCUUACCAGUACCAGCACCAGCAGCAGCCGGGAUCCGCCCCCCACGCGGCCUAUCCCCAGCCGCCCGCGGCCGCCCCUGCGCCGCCGCCGCCGCAGCAUCAGCACCAGCAGCCGAACCCGCCCGACCACGGCCAGCUCCUGCUCCACUCUCUCCUGCGCCGCGUGGCCGCGCUCGAGACGACCUUGCCGCACUGCUUCCCCUCCCCUCCCGCGCCGCACCCCCAGCAGCCCAACCCUCGCCGGCACCACCGCGCGGGCGCGCACCAGGAGGGCCCGCGCUCGCGCUCGCCCUCGCCCCCGCCGCGUCGCGCGCGCCGGGGGCCGCAGCCGCCGACCGAGAGGGAGCUCGCGGCGCGCACCAUCCAGGAGCACUUCCGGCGCUUCCUGGCGCGGCGCUCCCGCACGCUGCGCCAGCUCAAGGAGCUCGCCAUGCUCCGCUCCAAGGCCGCGUCUCUCCGGGCGUCCCUCUCCGGCUCCGGCCGCCGCCGGUGCAAGGACCCGAUGGCUAUCUCGGAGGCCGCCCUGGGCAUGCUCUACCGCCUCGACGGGAUCCAGGGAGGGGACCCCAUGAUCCGGGAGGGGAAGCACGCCGUGAGCCGGGAGCUCGGCAGGAUACUGGAGUUCGUUGACAAGGUGCUCCUCAAAGAGCAGGAGGAGAUGGGCAUGGAUGGCGCAUUCGACGAUUAUCCUGAAGGUUGUCAUGGGAUGAAUCGCCCAACUGUGAACAGGAAGGUAGGUUUCCGCGGUAAUGAGGACAACACCGAGGCUGAUGAGAGCUCUGAGAGCUCGAGUUCUACCGAGGCUGCUGAGACGAAGGCUGCAAACAGCAAGAAGAGUGCCAAUGGCAAGCCUGGGCUUGCAGCCCCAGUGCCUGUACACAUGGAGUCAAGGAGAACUGGAGGGGAAAUGUGAUAACUCGGUCUUGCAUCUUGUAAUGUUACCUCUUGUUUAGAAUCAUGGGGAUUGUCUUGCUCUUACAUUACCAUGGUUCUUCUUCCGAACCGAUGUUUCUUGAAAUUAGAUUGGAGCCUGCUAGAUGGUAGAGUUUGUGCCGCAACUACGAUGUUUAGACUGUUGUAUUGCCUCUCUGUUACAUUUGUUACUGCAUUGUACUACUGGUAGUUUUGAACAUUGAGAAUCUAGCCUGGAUCAUUUUGUCGCACUUGUGGAUCAUUUUGUUGCGCUAAUUAUGUCAUGGUUCUUG
Molecule: messenger RNA, 1692 nt
Organism: Triticum aestivum (bread wheat)
Lineage: Eukaryota; Viridiplantae; Streptophyta; Magnoliopsida; Poales; Poaceae
Product: formin-like protein 5
Exons: 2
Coding region: 36-1400 (454 amino acids)
Biological process (GO): protein folding
Cellular component (GO): plasmodesma
Source: RefSeq, a predicted model, not a curated record